This is a messenger RNA of Leptopilina heterotoma, 5441 nucleotides long. It is a transcript of the gene Neurl4, whose product is annotated as neuralized-like protein 4. Bases 23 to 5179 code for a protein of 1718 amino acids. Gene Ontology annotation, molecular function: ubiquitin protein ligase activity. The transcript has 18 exons. NCBI's taxonomy places the organism in Eukaryota, Metazoa, Arthropoda, Insecta, Hymenoptera, Figitidae. The record is from RefSeq and is a predicted model, not a curated record.
GACGGGGGGGUUAUAAACACGAAUGGUCGAAAUGUUUCAUCGAAAAUGUGGUGAUCGUGUUAGUUUAAUUAAUAAUAAUUGUACGGCAGUGAGAAAUUUUUCUGAAUACAAUUAUGGCCUUGUACUUAGCGCUGAGCCACUUAAAGAUGAUGAACUUUUUGAAGUUCGUAUCGAUAAGAAGAUGAUGUCAUGGAGUGGAAGUAUCGAGAUUGGAAUUACAGCCUGUGAUCCAGAUUCUGUCGAGUUGCCUGCAUGUGCAACGAAUCUUCGUCAUGGAUCAUGGAUAAUGACCAGCUCCAGUAUUAUGCACGAUGGGGAACCAAUUGUUGAAUUUUAUGGAGUUGAUCUCGAUACUUUGGAGGAAGGAAACACUCUUGGAGUUAUGCGAACGUCCAAAAGUGAACUAAUUUUCUACGUGAAUGGAACGUCACAAGGUGUGGCGGCUGUUAAUAUUCCUGUUAAAGUAUUUGCAGUAAUUGACAUGUAUGGUAAUUGUGUUCAAGUUACAAUAACACAACCGAGUUUGUGCGUUAGUUUUGAUGAGCCAAAAGACGAGGCUGAAAUAAAUAAUGAUUUAGCAAUGGAGGAGGCUUCAAAUUCAUUGACGACUAAUUUGGUGGCUAAUUUAAAUGUCAACAUGAAUGUUAAUGUAAAUGUGAAUUUACCGAAAAAUCCAAGUGCCGCGUCCGUAAGGGAGGAUCGAUUAAAGUUUCAUGAGAGAGUUGGUACAUUGGUGAAAUUGUCAAAUAAUGCAAGAACUGCCGAACGAAGGAGACCACUCGAUGAAUUUAAUAAUGGAGUCGUCAUGACACACAGGCAUUUGAGGGAUAAUGAAUUAUUUGAAAUACGAAUUGAUAGAUUAGUGGACAAAUGGUCUGGAAGUAUUGAAGUGGGAGUGACAACUCACAGUCCAACGGCUUUGGAGUUUCCUGCUACAAUGACGAAUAUGCGAUCGGGAACAACAAUGAUGUCUGGUUGUGGGAUUUUAACUAACGGGAAAGGAACACAGAGAGAAUAUGGAGAAUUCAAUCUCGAUGAACUUAGGGAAGGCGAUCGUGUGGGAAUGAUAAGAAAAAGCAAUGGAAAUCUACAUUAUUUUAUAAAUGGUCUUGAUCAAGGGAUUGCUGCUAAAGUUCCUAUGGGAGUAUGGGGUGUUAUUGAUCUUUAUGGAAUGACUGUGAAAGUAACAAUUGUCGAUCGUGACGAGAGAGAGGAGCAGAAUCUCAUAACGAGACGAAAUACUCUUCAUCUGCAGUCUCUAAAUGAAAUAGGAGAAGAGGAGCCACUGGAGAGGUUGAUGUUUCAUGCAUGUUGUGGAACCCGGGCUGAUGUUAUUAACAAUGGUCGAACUGCGCACAGGCCUAACGCCAUAGACGAUUUUAAUAAUGGUGUUGUACUGACAUCGAGGCCCUUGAAACCAAAUGAAUUAUUUGAAGUCAGGCUAGAUAAAAUUGUCACCAAAUGGGCUGGAUCUAUUGAAAUUGGUGUCACAACUCAUUCUCCAACGGAACUCGAAUUUCCCUUCACAAUGACGAAUGUUAGAUCUGGCACGUGGAUGAUGACUGGAAACGGCGUAAUGCACAAUGGUAUCACAAUAAUAGAUCACUAUGGUCAAAAUUUGGAUAGACUGCAAGUUGGCGAUCGAGUGGGAGUGAUGAGAAAGGAUAAUUCAACUUUGCAUUUUUAUGUAAACGGAGCUGAUCAAGGAGCAGCAGCGAUGAGUGUCCCCGAGAGAAUUUACGGCGUUAUAGAUUUAUAUGGACAAGCCGCUCAAGCUACAAUUGUUGAUAAUACAGAUUUUUACAGUCCAACCACUAAUAAUUCUAGUUUUAGUAAUACAACGCUAUACAGUGAUUUACGUUUUCAUCAUAUUCAUGGAAAAAAUGCGAGAAUUACGAACAAUGGUUUGACAGCUUCGAGACCACGGGCUUUGGGUGAAUUUAACGAUGCUAUUGUUAUUGCCAAUAGAGCUUUGCGCGAUGGAGAAAUGUUUGAAGUUUUGAUUGAUAAAAUGGUUGAUCGAUGGUCCGGAGCAAUUGAAGCCGGUGUAACGGCAAUAAGACCAGACGAAUUGGAGUUCCCGUCGACAAUGACCGACAUUGAUCACGACACGUGGAUGCUGUCGGGUUCGACAGUUAUGCGUGACGGUGUGAAUCUCAGGAAUAAUUAUAGUUGCGAUCUGGAUAAACUCACAGAAGGCAAUCGAAUUGGAAUGAUGCGUUGUUCCGACACGACUCUACAUUAUUAUUUAGAUGGUGUUGAUCAGGGCGUUGCUUGCACUGGACUUCCCGCUCACGUCUAUCCCGUCAUUGAUUUAUACGGCCAAUGUGCUCAGGUGACAAUCGUCUUGCCGGAGAGGAGAGACACAAUGACACAACAAUAUUUGCCGUCGGAAAAUAGUACCAGUCAACAGCCAACGUCUGUUAUUCAACCGCAGGGUCAAACUGAAAUUACGCAUAAAUUUCACGAGUCUGUUGGUUUAAAUAUUCAAUUGAAUAGUGAAAGAGGUGUUGCCACACGAUGCCGUGAAUAUAGUAAUGCCGUAUUGUUGAGCGAUGCACCACUUGAAAAUAAUGAACUCUUUGAAAUUUGCAUUCAAGAAGUGGCACGCGAAUGGAGUGGUUCCUUAAGAAUAGGAGUUUUGAGUCAUGAAAAUGGCAAUUGGCUGACGUCCAUGAAUCUUGUUCCAGGAAUGACGUGCAUUCCAUCCGACUCUUGGUUUCUCACUGGUAACGAAAUUCGUCACAAGGGCUAUGUACUCUGCAUGAAUUACUGCCCGAGUUUGGAUUGGAUAAGAGUUGGCGAUAAAAUUGGAUUGAAACGAACUCAAGAGGGGAAUUUGAAAUUUUACAUAAAUGGAGAAGACAUGGGAGUUGCGGCUUCAAAUUUACCAGAAAUGGUCUUUGCGGUUAUUGAACUUUUUGGUAGUACAGUUGCCGUCAGUAUAACGAGUAGUAAACAACAGCAUCCUGUAAUUUCUCCGAAUGCAAGUUUGCGGAUGCAAGAUUCUCUGGAAUUACUUUUGGAUCCCAUGCCACCAACGAUUCGAAAUGAUGGAGGAAUGGAAUCGUCGAUUGAAAAUUCAGAAGCAAAAUUGUUGAAUGAAAUGGUUCUUACGCCGACGCAACCUAUUAACACAUCAGUCGGGGAUGAUUAUUGUUACGAGUUUCAUGAAAAUCAUGGGCGAAAUGUGCAAUUGGAGAAACGAAUUACCGCUAGAAGAGUAGCUAGUUACAAUCAAGGUGUAGUUAUGUCGAGUCGUCCUUUAAUAAGAGGAAAAAUAUUCCAAGUAAAAAUAGAAAAAGUGAAUGAACGAUGGGUUUCUGGAAUGCUUUGUGGAGUAACUUGUGUCUCACCGGAGAAAGCUUCAUUUCCCGUUACGGCUCUUGGCUUCAAAAAGCACUCUUGGAUUAUAUGUGGCGAUUGGAUCUCUCACAACGGAAAUAAAGUAAAGACAAACUAUGGAUCAAAUUUAGAAAAUUUACAAUGUGGUUCAACGGUCGGCUUAUUAAUUGACGAAGACUCGAGGCUACAUCUUUACAUAAAUGGCGCUGAUCAAGGAAUAGCGGCAACAGAUUUACCUCUUUACGUCUACGCAAUAAUUGAUUUGUACGGUCAAUGUGAACAAAUUUCGAUAAUUGGAUUUACAAUAGAGACUGUGAAUUCAAAUUGUACGAAUAAUAGCACUGUGAUAGAGCGUGCAUCAUCGGAAGCUGAGGACUUUGAAAAUUCGCGAGAAAAAGCCGAUUUAGAAUGUCAUGAGAAGGAAAAUAUUGUUCCCGAAAUUGGAGCAAAUGUCACACUAAAUAUUCCGAUAGAAAGCACUGCUAGUUUAAAUCUAGUCGAAAAUAUGCCACAUUCUUCGUCCAAUAAUAAUUCAAAUCAUAAUUCUCACGUUAUGGCAAGUAGUAUUCAUUCCGAUAGUAAUAAUUCCGAUUCAUAUUCGGAUAUUAAUAACGAUCAACAAUUGGAACAUUUAAAACAGAAACAUCAUCAUCAUCAUAAUAAUGACGAUCGUCGUAAUCGUCGUAAUGAUGAUAAUGUCGAUAAUCAAGACAUUGAAAAUAGUCGUCAAGUGAAUCAUAACGAUUUGGAAAAUUGUUCUCAUUUAAAUCACAUCACAAGGAAUGAAUGUACAAAUGUAGAGAUUAAUAAUGCAACGAAUAUUAAUAUUAAAAAUGGCUCAGCAAUGACAACAAGUAAUAUGAGUAAUUUAAAUACAGCGAUAAAUUCGACAAAUGCUAAUAAUGCCAUUAAUGAAAGUAUCGCGUCAAAUAGUCAAAAUAAUCAAGUGAAUCAAGAUAAUCAUAGAGAGCAUACAAUUAAUGGAACGCAAAAUAAUAUUCAAUUUUCAAAUAUACAAAAUAAUAUGAUUGGUUCACAGGAUUUACAAUUAAAUCUCAAUGGACAUUAUCAAAUUUUUAAUAAUUCCUUUACAAAUUCAAAUUCGAAUCAUCAAAAUAUUCAUAGUCAAAACGUCCUUCACAAUGCUGCACCAUUGGUCGCUUCGCUGCCGUCCACUCCAAUUGGGAGUUUUGUUUCAGUCUCGAAAAAAUGUGAAUACUUAAAAGCCUGUACUAGAUUAAAAAAAUCACUUGUCUUGCCUGAUGAAUUUUUUUCACUCGAUGAAAUUCUUUGUUAUUGUCAUUCGUGCUAUAAAAUUGAUGGCGAUAGUGUUAUUUGUAAAAAGGGUGAACCUUUGGCGGAAUUUGCCGUUCCUAUCGGUUGGACAAGAUUUCCAUUGAAGCAAAGUAUUAACGCUAAUCAAAUUCCACAAUUGACGACUGAUAAAUGGCAUGUGGCUUUCUAUGGCACGAGAUUGGACGCAGUCAGACGAAUUUUGGACAGAGGCGAAUUAUUAACAAAGGAACAAUUGGACAUGAGUAAUUUAACAACGAGUGUAAAUAGUGAGGAUCAGAAUCCUCAAGUGGUUUUCUCUCCGAAUAUAAAACACGCGGGCACGGAAGAUUUUACAAAACAGUAUCCAUACAUUGAUACGCAAUCGGACAAGAAGCUCAAUGCAUCGACUGCAUUCCAGUUAUUAGUGAGACCCGGUUCGUAUACAAUAAAUUCGAAGAAAGAUGAUGUCGAUUCGCAAAUUGAAAUUACCGAAUGGUCCACGAAGGAAGCUGGAGCAACAACAAUUGUCGCCCUUCUCAUUCACCUGGACGGUUUUUAAAUCAUGAAAUAUUUUCAGUAUCCAAAGAUGAAUGCGUCGACCUUUCAACAAAAGUCGAGUUGACGACGCUUUAAAUAUUUGUUUUUUUUAAUCGUUUAAUUAAUAAUUAUGUCGAUUAAGUUGUAUUUGACGUUAUAUUUAAAAAUUACCCUCCAAGAUUUUUACGUUAUUGUAAAUAAUGUCUUCGCUAAAAGAACUGUAUAACUCUAUUAAAUUUAGGCACUUUCUGUGAUAUAUAAUAUAUAUAUUAAUUAAAAUUUAA